Molecule: messenger RNA, 2991 nt
Organism: Carassius gibelio (silver crucian carp)
Lineage: Eukaryota; Metazoa; Chordata; Actinopteri; Cypriniformes; Cyprinidae
Gene: prmt9
Product: protein arginine methyltransferase 9
Exons: 13
Coding region: 262-2844 (860 amino acids)
Biological process (GO): peptidyl-arginine methylation
Molecular function (GO): protein-arginine omega-N monomethyltransferase activity; protein binding
Source: RefSeq, a predicted model, not a curated record
UUCCGUCCGCCUGAUUCUGCAGAGCGGACCUGCAGGACAGGAGCAGAGCUGCUCUGUCUGAACUAGCUCAUAAAUAUAGAGAAAAAAAACUGUAUAUAUAAAUAUAUUUAAAAAAAUUACAUUGCAGUUUUUGGUUUAAUGACAGCAGUAGGCUGGAGUCUUCAGGGAAAUUGAUUAAAAAAUCCAGUUCAGCGAUUCAGCUAGCAAACCUGAGGCAGCACAUGCUACAGCACAUAAUCAGGUCUGUCAUUCAGAGAAAACAUGCCUAAUGCCACUACAAGACCAAAGAGGACGAGGCGUCACAGGCGAGCUCAGAGAGAAGAUGCUGUGAGAAACGAGCUGGUGUCGAGAUCACUGGAGAGCGCUCAGCAGUGUCUGUUCAGUCAGGACUACGGCACUGCUUUUGUUCACUACCUUUUGGCUCUAAACCUUGCCCCAGCUCUAAAAGACUUUGCAAAUGAAUCCUUUAGAUUUACUCUGUUUAAAUGGGCAGACGAGCUGGACUCUCUUGGACGUAUCCAGGACCUCUUUAAUUGCUAUGAACAAGCUAUGGAGUUGUUUCCAGUGGAUGAGGUUAUAGUGAACAGCAUGGGAGAGCAUCUCUUCAGAAUGGGGUUUCGGGAUGAAGCUGCUGGGCAUUUUUACAAAGCCCUUAAACUCCGGCCAGACUUCCCAGAGGCAAAGGAGAACUUUUACCGUGUUGCCAACUGGUUGGUGGAACGCUGGCACUUCUUAAUGCUCAACGACCACGGACGGAACCACAAGUACCAGCUGGCUGUUAAGAAAGCUGUCGAGGAAGGAUGCAGCUCUGUUCUGGAUAUUGGAACUGGCACAGGCAUCCUCGGUAUGUGUGCAAAGAUGGCAGGCGCCGCUGAGGUCUAUGCCUGUGAGCUGUCAAAGACAAUGUAUGAGCUGGCGUGCGAGGUGCUCUCAGCCAAUGGGAUGGCAGACAGCAUCAAGAUUGUUCACCUGAAGUCUCUAGACAUGAAAAUUCCAAAAGACAUUCCAAACAGAGUGUCGCUGGUUGUAACAGAGACGGUAGAUGCAGGGCUGUUUGGUGAGGGCAUCAUUGAGACGCUGAUCCAUGCAUGGAAGCACCUGCUUUUACCUCCACCUAACAUGCACCAACAACCCUUGUCCAGUCCCUCACAAACGGGCCGGGUAAUACCUGCUGGUGCAACUGUGUUUGGAGUCGCUGUGCAGUGCCGUGAGAUCCGUAGACAUCAUAGGCUGUGUGCGUCUUCAGUUGGAGGCUUGGAUCUGUCUGCAGUAGGACAGAUUUUUAGUCCUGUGAGCUGUCUGGCUGAUGCUGAGGACAGCACUGAGCCCUAUACCACUGAAAGACUGAGCCGCCUGCGUGGAGGAUACAUUCAGCUCACACAACCUUUCACAGCUCUGGACAUAGACUUCAAUAAUGUGCAGGAGCUGGAGGGGCUUUGCUCCAGAGAGGUGGUGCAGCUGCGGCUGUGUGUCACUCAGGAGGGUGUUCUUGAUGCUCUGGCAGUAUGGUUUCAGCUCCACCUCGACCAGGACAACCAUCUGUCCACUGGCCCACAGGAAGACACAUGCUGGGAGCAGGCCAUCUAUCCAAUACAGAGUCCAUUCAACACUGUGAAAUGUGGUGAUGAAAUACUGGUGGAAGUUUCCUGUAAGGACUCUUAUCUCAGGCUAUGCUGUGCCGCUAUCAUAAGAGAUGGACACACAUUCCGUAUGGACAGCGUAACUCCCAAGAUCCUCGCUGCAAACCCCGAGGCCGAGCUGUGCAGUGCUCUGGCUGGCCUUCAAACCAGCCAGCAGAAACCAUCCUGCGCUUUUAUGCUGGAGUCGACAGAGAUCGCCCUGCUCAAUAACACAGCGUAUCAUAACAGCUUCCAGAGGGCCAUGAGCAAGCUUUUGGUUUCUCUUAAGUCAACUAGGAGGUCACAACAAUCAGACACAGAACUGGAUCCGAUCUACGUGCUCGAUGUCUCCGAGGGCUUUUCUGUGCUCUCCUUGAUUGCAGCCCAGUUAGGCUUCGAUUCAGGUGAAGACAAACAGAUCGGCCCUGGAACGGUUCAAGCCUACAGCUCAGUGGAAAAGGAGCAUCACCAGACUAUGUUGAGACUGCUGGCCAAAGGAAACGGUGUGCUUGAAAGCACACUGGAGUUCUGGUUAAGUCAUGUGGAGGAUGAUUCUGCAGUUCUUCAACGGCCAGCCACUGAGAAGCUCUGGAGCGCCAUCAUUCUCGACUGCAUAGAGACCUGUGGCCUUAUUAGACAGAAAAUGUUGGAGAAAGCAACGUUAGCUAGGUGUUUGUUGGAGGACGGUGGGCAGAUCUUUCCAGAGCGCAUUGUGAUCCACGGGAUGCUUGUUGAGUCUGACACGCUGCUUCGGGAAAGCGCUGUUCAAGGGACAGAGCCGACUCUCGGGUUCAACAUUGCUCCAUUCAUCAAUCAGUUCACAGUACCUGUUCAUGUGUUUUUGGACCUGUCCACGCUUGAAUGUACACAUCUUAGUGAAGCAGUAGAACUCUUCGCUCUGGACCUCAUGAACAGCACUGUCAAUUACACUGACAGAGAAGUUAAAGUGCGGGUCAAAACCUCAGGCAAGGUGACUGCCGUUGCUUUCUGGUACCAGAUCCAUCUGGACUCUGAGCAGAGCGUCAGCACCUUCAGUGAGGACUCUCACUGGAAGCAGGCGGCGGUGGUCCUCCAGCAGCCCCUGACGGUCAGCAGAGGAGAGUGGGUCAAGCUCAGCAUCCAGCUCCACAAGAGCAGCAUCUCCAUUACAGCUGUUAAAGAAGAAGGGCUGGGGGCUGAUGAUGAUGAUAUCAGGGAGGCGGAGCCUAUGACCAGUGACUCAUGAUGUAGGAGGGGCCUCCUGUAUUGAUAUACCACACUCCACAAUCAGCGAAUUGCUGCUGAUCGGCAAUUAUUUUAUGGCUGUAUGGUAAACAAAGUUAUUAUUUUUAUGAACCAGCACACAUUUUACAUUAAAAUAAUUUCACCAUGA